Molecule: messenger RNA, 1429 nt
Organism: Schistocerca cancellata (South American locust)
Lineage: Eukaryota; Metazoa; Arthropoda; Insecta; Orthoptera; Acrididae
Product: nucleolin-like
Exons: 4
Coding region: 204-1325 (373 amino acids)
Source: RefSeq, a predicted model, not a curated record
GAUUUCUAACAGAUACGCGAUUUCCUGCCCACCACUAGUUUCAUGGUUUCUUGGUUUGAAAUGAUGUGUAGGGGCGGAAAACAAGUUAUGAUUUAGUGAGUGCUAAUAAAUUCAUAAUAUAGUCAAUAAACUAAUCUGUAACUCACAAGUGCAUGAAUUAAGGCACUUAUGAAGAAAAACGUGCUGUGGUGAUUUACACAGUCAUGUUUAGAGACAGAAGAUUGACAAAUGGACCAGCAGGAAGAGGCAGAGGAGUGUUUCGACCUUCAGGCUUAAAACCCCGAGGUGCAAGAGGUGGCGGACACUUGUCUUCAGGAAGAGUAGUGAAGAAGGCCCAAGCAACGAGAGCUGUAUCACCUCGGAAGAAAUUAGAGUCUCUCAAACUGAAACUAGCUGCUAAAGGAAUACAAUACGAUGCAAGUUAUAUGCAGAGACAAAGACAAAAGCAGCUACGGAAAGAUGAGAAUUUGUCAGCUGAUGCAGAAGAUGUGGUAUUGUACAAACAGAAGAUGUCAGUAACGCCAGAUCCUGAGCGGAAGUGUACUGAAAAUGAAAUAGAGAAAAUUCAAGAUGUACUUAUAGAUGCUCUCGAACCUCUAGAGGAUGGCUGUUUUCCACAGUUUUAUGGUACGUACAUAGUGAAGGGCGUGCUCAUCAUGUCGUGUGCCAACGAACAGACAAAACGGUGGCUAGAGAGGAUUGUACCCCAGUUGGAGCCGUGGGAGAGCGGAAAGCUCUGCGCAAAGCCUAGAGGAGAGGUCUCACAGGGGACGAAGGUGCUACUCAAGACACCAAAAUUGUUUGCCAAGACUGACCCCAAAAAGAUCUUGCAGAUGCUCAGCACUCAAAACAAGACCCUCGAGACCAACAUGUGGAAGAACGUCAGUGCGAAAUCGGAAGAUUCGGGCCAGACUCUGGUCUACGUAAUCGACAACCAGAGUCUCGAAGCCAUCCGGGCCUUGAACAAUAAAGUGUACCUCGGAUUAGGCAAUGUCGAGUUAGUUAUCUUGAAUGAUGAGGAGGAUAGCAAGCAGGCCUCUGCAGAUACAGAAAUCGAAAAUGAGGAAGAUGACAAGCAGACCUCUGCAGAUACAGAGAUGAAAGAUCAGGAUGAUGAUGACAAGCAAACUUCUGCCGAUACAGAGAUGAAAGAUCAGGAGGAUGACGAGCAGCCCUCCGUAGACACAGAAAUGAGUAAUGAGGAGGAGAAUGACGAGCAGACCACUGCAGAUACAGAAAUGAAAAAUCAUGAGGAGGAUGACAAGCAGACGUCUGUAGGUACAGAAAUAAGAAAUGUGGACAGUGCUGACAAGCAGACCUCGUAGAUACAGGUGUUGCUCACACAGAAAGAGUGAAGUUCAUACAUAAGGAAGAGAUGCAGAGAGAGAGAGAGAGAGAGAGAGAGAGAGAGAGAAAGAGAGAGAGAGGG